AUGGGCGUGACAGUUCAAACUUCUGAGAUCAAUCACUCCGAGGUUUCUUCUAACAAUUCUGCUCCCGAGAACAGGAAAAAUGGCAUCGGAGAAAGCAUUGCUGAUGCGGUUAUCAAUCUUGAUCAUGGAGACCCAACAAUGUUCGAGGCAUACUGGGAAAAGAUGAGAGAGAGGAGCGCAGUGACGCUGCUCGGAAGCCAAUCACUAAGCUACUUUUCCGACCCCAAGAACCUGUGUUGGUUCUUGGAGCCCAAACUGGAACAAGAGAUCAAGAGGCUUCACACCAUUGUUGGCAAUGUCGCAAUUGAGGAAGGCCAAUAUUACAUUGUGGUGGGGACCGGUUCGAGCCAGCUUAUUCAGGCGGCGCUUUACGCUCUUUCCCCGCCGGACGCCGCCGCCACCGUUGUGUGUGCCGCUCCGUACUAUUCUGCGUAUCCUGAGGUUACUGACUUGGUGAGAUCGAGGCGCUUCGAAUGGGGCGGAGAUGCCCGGAGUUUUGAGAGGGAUGAUGAGCCGUUUAUUGAGCUUGUAACCACUCCGAACAAUCCUGAUGGGGUUAUCAGAGAAGCGGUGGUUAAUAGGCCUCAUGGAAGCGUUGUGUAUGAUCUGGCUUAUUACUGGCCACAUUUCACCCCAAUCACCGCUCCGGCUAACCAUCACCUUAUGCUCUUCACCUUCUCAAAGUGCACUGGCCACGCCGGAUCAAGAAUCGGUUGGGCACUUGUGAAGGAUAAAGAAGUGGCAAAGAAGAUGAUAAAAUUCAUGGAGGUUAGCACGAUUGGAGUGUCAAAGGAUUCUCAACUCAGAGCCGCUAAGAUCCUGGGAACGGUUUCUGACAGUUGCUCAACUGGCGCCGACAUUGAGAACUUCUUUGUGUUUAGCAGGAAUAUCUUGAAGGAAAGAUGGAACAGGUUGAGAGAGGUUGUUAAGGCUGCUGAUCUCUUCACCCUCCUAAAAUACCCUACUCAGUAUUGCCGUUUUGCCAAAGACAUGACCGACACCGUUCCGGCUUUUGCGUGGAUUGCGACUAAGGGUGAGGAGGAUUGUGCGGAGGUGUUGAAGAAACAUAAGAUUCUUGGUAGAGGUGGAACAAAGUUUGGUGUCGGCAAACAAUUUGCGAGGAUAAGUUUGGUGUCCAAGGAUGAGGAGUUCAACCUCCUUUUACAAAGGCUAUCAAUCAUCCAAGGGACAGACGAUCUUAAUUAUGAAUAAAAGAAUGGAAUAAUAGGAAUGCUGCUCAGAUAUAUAGAAAUCCAAAUAGUUCAAUGCGAAGGUGGUUCUGGCGGCUUGAAGUUUCUUUUUUAAUAUUAUGAAACUUAGAAUGUUCUUCUUAAUAUUUGCAAUUGUUUUGGUUUUGUGCUUUCGGUAUGUAUUUGGAUUUAAUAGUUUGGGUUUCC
Ipomoea triloba (trilobed morning glory) is the source of this 1397-nucleotide messenger RNA. RefSeq names its product L-tryptophan--pyruvate aminotransferase 1-like. Gene Ontology annotation, molecular function: transaminase activity; carbon-sulfur lyase activity. Lineage: Eukaryota; Viridiplantae; Streptophyta; Magnoliopsida; Solanales; Convolvulaceae. Bases 1 to 1212 code for a protein of 403 amino acids. The record is from RefSeq and is a predicted model, not a curated record. The transcript has 5 exons. Gene Ontology annotation, biological process: amino acid metabolic process.